Chelonus insularis is the source of this 1439-nucleotide messenger RNA. RefSeq lists its product as uncharacterized. Bases 561 to 1376 code for a protein of 271 amino acids. NCBI's taxonomy places the organism in Eukaryota, Metazoa, Arthropoda, Insecta, Hymenoptera, Braconidae. The transcript is spliced from 6 exons. Gene Ontology annotation, molecular function: serine-type endopeptidase activity. Gene Ontology annotation, biological process: proteolysis. The record is from RefSeq and is a predicted model, not a curated record.
UGAACUAUGUAUGAUGCAGUGAAGUAAGGUAGUAAACUGAGAAAAAAAGAAUUAAAAUGAGAUCUUCUUCUACAUGACUUUGCAAUCGGAUGAAAAUUCUCAGUUAAAAAUAAUAAAUUCUCAUUUAUUUCGAGGAUACUCUUAGUUUCUUAUAGUCAAAGCAAAUUAUUAAGUGCAAUAAUCUUAGCUUGAGUAAAAUCAAAGCAAUCAAAGUGGAAUUAAAAAUCAGACAAGUUUACCGCUAAAUUUUAUCCAGCAUUUGAUCACUUUUUUAUUCUUUUACUUUUCUCAUAGUUUUCCGGACUUUUUUGAUAAAAAAGUAAUAAAAAAAUAUUGCUUAAUGAUGCGUAACUAAAAUUGAAAUGGUUCCCUUUAAACGAGAAAAAAAAUUUUGCUCGGAUCAUUAAAGGUGUCAUUAUUAUACCACGGACUUCAAAGCAGAUUAAAAGCUCGUCAUUCCCACCAUUAGAACCAUAUUUAUCCCCAACUUCUAGACUUAAAAGAGAACGAAUCGGAUAUCAAACCAGCACCAGUUAAAAUAUCACCAUCAACAACGGAACAUGAUUUUUCUGUUCUAUAUUAUCAUUGGGCUUUGGAGUAGCUCAACUGUAUUGGGUUACCUUCCUGAAAAAAACUGUGGACAUGGUAUUAGUGUUACAAAAAUUAUACACAAAAAAAGUAGCAUCGAGGACAGUAACAGUACUGGAUAUGUAAUUUAUCCUAGAGCUGUAUUAACAGUUGCUCAUCGAGUUAAAGACUUCUCUCCAGAAGAUUUUCAAAUCAUAAGUUCUCAACCAUUUUUAGAUGGUUUUGUUCGAGAUGUUUCAGAAAUUUACGUUCACCCAAAGUAUAACUCAUGUAAUGGCUCAUAUGACUUUGCUAUUUUAACAUUCAACGAUCCCCUCCCUGCUAAUUAUACACCAAUUUGUUUACCAUCCGAGAAUUUGAUGAAUUAUAUACAAGCCAAUUAUAAUUGUUCAGCUUGGGAUUAUUAUUAUUCAAGAUUCUACAAAAUUUCUGAUGGAUCCAAAGAUGAAUGUCCGACGAUUCUUUCCAAUUCUGAUGAUCCAGAAGACAUUAAAAACACUAACGAAUGCUUAAUGAAAGAAAGAGGAGAAAUAAAUGAAACGAUUGGGGAUCGUUCUACUAUGGUAUAUAUUUGUAAACUACUUUCAGAAAAUAAUGAUUAUCGUGAAUAUUACCAUAUGCAUACAUAUUAUGGAGGAUUGUGUGAAAAAGACCAAAAUGAUGGAUACAUUUCUUAUUAUGGAGAAGAUUUAGUUGAAAAAAUCCAUUAUUGGAUCACAUAUGUGACUAGUAUUUUAAUUGAAGAGGAUGAUCAACCAUUAAAAUUAUCAUUAAUUAUUAAACCUUGAUAGUAUGAUUGAACAAUAGUAUGCCAGAAAACAUUUAUUACUAAAAGCAUAAUUUACGUAAAA